Nomia melanderi (Alkali bee) is the source of this 2946-nucleotide messenger RNA. RefSeq names its product lysophosphatidylcholine acyltransferase 3 protein nessy (gene nes). Gene Ontology annotation, molecular function: lysophospholipid acyltransferase activity; 1-acylglycerophosphocholine O-acyltransferase activity. Gene Ontology annotation, cellular component: membrane. Gene Ontology annotation, biological process: phosphatidylcholine biosynthetic process; lipid modification. The record is from RefSeq and is a predicted model, not a curated record. NCBI's taxonomy places the organism in Eukaryota, Metazoa, Arthropoda, Insecta, Hymenoptera, Halictidae.
GUGCAUUUUUGAACGCUUUUCCUACCAUUAUACAAAGUUCAUAUUCUGUUUCUAUGCACCUCUGUAGUAUUAAUGUCUGAUAACCUCAGCGAUAAUGAGUUGCAGUGACGCUGUGAAAAAUUACGAAUAUUUUUGAUAAAAACUAAUUCAUGGAAAGUGAAUUAACGCGAACGUUAAGUAUUUGACUUGAUAGUCGAACUUGUGAAAUAGAAAAUCAAGUUCGAAAAGGAAUAACAAUGUUAAGUAGUGUAUUGUUGAGUUUCUCAAAUGCCCUAGGGACUUCUGAGGAUGCACUUCGACUUCUUAUCUCCAUUUUACUUGGAUUUCCCAUCGCCCUUCUUCACAGGUACACACUGUACGGGAAAAGUCCGGUAUCUCAGCACUUACUUUUCAUAAGUUCCGGCCUUUUGCUUUGCUACUGGAAUUACGGAUUGGAUGUAAUUCACUCAGCAACGUCAGUAUGCAUUACUUAUCUCAUUUUGAAGUUCCUCGGUGGCACUACUUUGUCCGUGGUGGCUACAUUUGUUUUCAACAUGUCUUACCUCCUAUACGGAUAUUACGAAACAGGUACACAUGAUUAUGAUAUAAAGUGGACUAUGCCCCAAUGUGUGUUAACAUUGCGGUUAAUUGGUCUAGCGUUCAAUGUACUGGACGGCCGACAACCUGAAGGAAAACUGUCUGCAUCGCAGAAACAAGUGGCCUUGAAAGAACAGCCAACAUUUUUGGAAGUAGUUGGAUUUGCAUAUUUUCCGGGUUCCUUUCUCGUGGGUCCACAAUUUAGUAUGAAAAGAUAUUUGGACUUUGUAAAUGGACAACUCAUGGCUGAUAUUUUAAAAAAAGGAGAAUUGCCAGCUUGUGUCAAUCAUGCUGUUUAUCGGAUACUUAUGGGAUUUGUAUAUUUGAUACUCUUCCAAUUAGGAACGUCAUAUAUUUCAAAUGAGUAUAUGCUAAGUAUAGAACUUCUGAAACAGUCUUUCCUUAAACGUCUUCUUAUAAUUGGUUUCUGGGGUCAUGUAAAUCUAUAUAAAUACAUUGGUUGCUGGCUAUUUUCUGAAGGGGUCUGUACAGCCUUUGGUUUAACAUACACUGGAAAAGAUGAGAAAGGUCAAUUUCUUUGGAAUGGAUGUGAAAAUGUUAAAUUGUUAACAUUUGAGACGGCAAAUCGUUUUAAUCAUUAUAUUAUGUCCUUCAAUAUAAAUACCAACAACUGGUCUGCUGAAUAUAUUUAUAAAAGACUGAAAUUUAUGGGCUCAAAGUUGUACAGUCAAUUUUUUACAUUACUUUUCCUUGCUCUGUGGCAUGGAUUUCAUUCAGGAUAUUACUUAUGUUUCCUCUUUGAGUUUCUUAUCAUGUAUGCCGAAAGAGAUGUGACUGACAUAUUAAACAAGCAAGAAAAACUACAGAGUUUCAUGAAAGCACACCCUGAACUUCGAAUUUUGUUCGCCAUAGUUACGGCCGUCUACACGGUUAUUUUUAUGGGAUACAGUAUGACUUGUUUCAUUCUUUUAUCACACACUCGUUACAAUGCGGUUUACUCUUCCGUUUAUUACUGCGGUCACAUAAUGUAUAUGAGUUACCCAAUAGUUUCUAUACUACUUAAAAAAUUCUUCCUUAAGAGGCGACCAAAGAAGGUUGAUUAAUGAAACGAAUCGUUGUAACAUAAAGAAACAUUUAAGGAAACAAUACGUGAUAGAUAUCUUUGGUGCUUAAAGUAAUCUUCUUACGAAGAUAUAGACAAAAUUUUUGUAUGUACAAAGAGUUUUUAUACAUUGUGUUUUUUGCGCAAGGUAAAUACGUCCUUAGAUAUUUUGAGAAUGAUAUAUACAAAAAGAUGUUAAGUUAAUUUUGAUAAAACUUUACGUAAAGUUUCGUUUGGGAUGGGUUAAUUUUUCGCGGGUCAUAUCUAUGUUAAGUAAAAUUAUACUACAAAUUUCUAUAGAAUUAAGUAGCUUAACUACAUUGUUUGAAAAGUACGGGACAUCCUGUACAUGGUACCAAAAAAUAGUUUAUUCAAUACUGUUAACCAUCAGCCGUCGAAGUCGUAUCGAUACUGACCUGUGUUCUCGGCGUGAAUAAGAGUCAUGGAAUAAACAACGAGUUAUCAGACUUAUAAGAAUAAUUUGAGCUUCUUCCCUUUAUGAGUGAAUACGAUAACAAAAUAAUAAUACACCGAACAUAGUCUGUAAAUAAAUGUUAUUUUUUUCUAGAAAAACACGUAUUUGCCUUUGAUAAAGCAAUCUUAUUCCUGGACUGGUUUAUACUUUGGCGAUCGCCGGUUAAAUUUGUAUUAUUAGAUUUCAUAAAAAUGAUUGUGUACGUUAAUCUAAUAAUUUAUUAAUUCCGAAAAAUAAUUUUGCAUGUGUACUGCAUUGGAAGUUGGAGAUAUUUGAAUAUGUUUUUGCAGUAUCUUUAUUUUUUGUAUACAGUUCUGGGCUUACGGUAUUACUAGUUUUCGUAUUUACGUUUAAUCUUUAGACUGCAAUAUUCAGUCGUAAUUAUCUAAGCACCAGCUGAUUCUAUUUUGGUCCACGUUCUGUUAGAAUUUAUUAUAAAGAUAUCGAUCUAUUUAUACAACAUAUAUUCAAAUAUUCAAGGACUCCUUUAAUGCAGGCUUUUAAUAUAUAUUUUUGUCAAUUUAUGUAACAUACAAUGAAAUUGCUUAAAGGAGUAUUUGCAUCUGUGAUGGUAUAUAUUUAUAUUUGAUGUAAUGUUUAACUUGUAAAUAAAUGUUUGUGGCUAAUGAAUAAUUAGUAUUUGAUGCUUAAUUAACCAAGAUAGUAGACUUAUCACUUACCACUUUUGUUCAGACAUUGCAAGCUACGUGAGUAUUAAUUCAAACUUAUUCGUAACUAUUCCCAUACUUCCUCGUAACUUGUCCAGCAACCCAUGUACAAUGUAAUUCAGUUAUACUGUAAGUUUAAAUUUCAAUUUGAACGAGGCCGAAGG